UGGUCUUACGGACCCCCCUGAUCCAGUGGUCUCACGGACCCCAUGAAACAGUGGUAUUACGGACUUCAUGAUCCAGUGGUCUCACGGACCCCAUGAUCGGUGGUCUCACGGACCCGGAGGAUCAGCCAGCAGGUCUCCAGCUUUUAUCGAUCCGUUUCUGUUCGCGAUGGCUGAAGCAGCAGCAUGAGGGCCCCUGUUGCUGCACCAGCAGUGCCCUGGUAAUAAGUGAAGACUGUUGAAGAUCUUGCUGUGAGCCCAGCUCCCCCCCCCCCCCCUCCUCCGCCUCAAGCCUCUGGUGUCCACGGUGGACGUGACACCGGAGCAGCAGACCCACCAUGGGGAACGGGCUCUCGUCGGACCGCCUCCUGCCCUGCCUGCCGUCCUUCCAGCCGCUUCACAUCGUCAUCCUGGGGCUCGACUGCGCCGGCAAGACCACCGUCCUGUACCGCCUGCGCUUCAACGAGUUCGUCAACACCGUGCCCACCAAGGGCUUCAACAGUGAGAAGAUCAAGCUCUCGCUGGGAGGCGGCGGCGGCGGCGAACGGCGACGCCACUGGACGACCCCGUCGGCGUCUUUCCACUUCUGGGACGUGGGCGGCCAGGAGAAGCUGCGGCCGCUGUGGCGCUCGUACACGCGUUGCGCCGACGGCCUGGUGUUCGUGGUGGACUCGGUGGACGGCGAGCGCAUGGAGGAGGCCAAGACGGAGCUGCACAAGAUCACGCGGCUGGCCGAGAACCAGGGCGUGCCCGUGCUGGUGGUGGCCAACAAGCAGGACCUGCGGGACGCCCUGGCCCUGGCCGAGAUGGAGCGGCUGCUGGCGCUGCGCGAGCUCGGGGCGGCCACGCCCUGGCACCUGCAGCCCGCCUGCGCCAUCAUCGGGGAGGGCCUGAGGGAGGGCGUGGACAAGCUGCACGCCAUGAUCGCCAAGCGGAGGAAGGCCCUCCGGCAGCAGAAGAAGAAGACCAGAUGAUGGCGGUGGUGGUGGU
Molecule: messenger RNA, 987 nt
Organism: Gadus chalcogrammus (walleye pollock)
Lineage: Eukaryota; Metazoa; Chordata; Actinopteri; Gadiformes; Gadidae
Product: ADP-ribosylation factor-like protein 4A
Exons: 2
Coding region: 336-971 (211 amino acids)
Biological process (GO): intracellular protein transport; vesicle-mediated transport
Cellular component (GO): cytoplasm
Molecular function (GO): GTP binding; GTPase activity
Source: RefSeq, a predicted model, not a curated record